GAGAAGUGGCGCGUCUGCGAGGUGGAGUCUGAGAGGCAUGGCGUCUGAGAAGCGGGGCUUGUGAGAGGCCGGGUGUCCAGUCUGCAGAGUGUGACUUCCCAGGACUGGUCUGAGGUCAAGGUGCCCACGUCACCUGACUUCCUUCCCACAUUCCUGCCUGCUGUCCCUGACCACAGUCAUCAUGCCUCGGGGUCGAAAGAGUAAGCUCCGAGCCCGGGAGAAACGCCGCCAGGCCCAAAGUGAGACCCAGGAUCUUCAGGGUGCUCAGGCCACUGCACCAGAGGAAAAAGAGUCCCCUUCCUCUUCCUCUCCUGUUCUGGGGGUCACUCCCCCCAGGUCCCCUGCUGGUGGCAUUCCCCAGAAGCCUCAGGGAGCCCCUCACACCCCCACUGCUGCUGUGGGUGUUUCCCGCAAGAGAUCUGGUAAAGGUGCCAAGGGUAAAGGUGAGGGAAGAAAAAAUUCUUCCCAGGCCUCAACCUCCACUGAGAGCUUACAGAAGGAUCCUUUAAUCAGAAAGGCAGUAAUGUUAGUGCAGUUCCUAAUGUACAAGUAUAAAAUGAAAGAGCCCAUUAUGAAGGUAGAGAUGCUAAAGGUUGUCAGCAAAAGGUACAGGGAGCAUUUCCCUGAGAUCCUCAAAAGGGCCUGUGGGCGCAUAGAGCUAGUCUUUGGCCUUGACUUGAAGGAAGUCAACCCCAGAAAUCACUCCUAUACUCUUGUCAGCAAGCUAGAUCUCUCCGAUGGUGGAAGCCUGAGCGAUUGCUGGAGACUUCCUAGGAAUGGGCUUCUAAUGACUCUCCUGGGUGUGAUCUUCUUAAACGGCAUGUGCGCCUCUGAGGAAGAGAUCUGGGAAUUCCUGAAUCUGUUGGGAGUCUAUGAUGGGAAGAGGCACUUCAUCUUUGGGGAUGCCAGGAAGCUCAUCACCCAAGAUCUGGUGAAGGAAAGGUACCUGGAGUACCAGCAGGUGCCCAACAGUGAUCCUCCAUGCUAUCAAUUCCUGUGGGGUCCAAAAGCCUAUGCUGAAACCAGCAAGAUGAAAGUCCUGGAGUUUUUGGCCAAGGUCAAUUAUACUAAUCCUAUUUCCUUCACACACCUUUAUGAAGAGGCUUUGAGAGAUGAGGAAGAAAGAGUUCAAGCAAGAGCUGCAGCCGGAAGUGGCACUUCUGCCAAAGCCAGUCUGGGUUCCAGGGCUGAGUCUAGCAGUUGCUCUCACCCCUAGUGACGUCUGUGGCACAUUCUUCACUUUCUGGUUGAGAAGGCCUGUUACCUUCUUUGUUCUUGUUUUGCGUGAAUAACUUACUGACUAAUUUCUUUUGUGUGAGUGUGUGUGCGCUUUCAACUGGUGUUGCUUUCAGAAUAUAAGCUUAUGAAUGGCA
Messenger RNA from Galeopterus variegatus (Sunda flying lemur), 1373 nucleotides. Its product is annotated as melanoma-associated antigen B4-like. Gene Ontology annotation, cellular component: nucleus. The coding region runs from base 182 to 1216 and encodes 344 amino acids. The transcript is spliced from 2 exons. NCBI's taxonomy places the organism in Eukaryota, Metazoa, Chordata, Mammalia, Dermoptera, Cynocephalidae. The record is from RefSeq and is a predicted model, not a curated record. Gene Ontology annotation, biological process: negative regulation of transcription by RNA polymerase II.